This is a messenger RNA of Mesocricetus auratus (golden hamster), 5575 nucleotides long. RefSeq names its product formin like 2 (gene Fmnl2). Gene Ontology annotation, molecular function: actin filament binding; small GTPase binding. The record is from RefSeq and is a predicted model, not a curated record. Gene Ontology annotation, biological process: cell migration; regulation of cell shape; cortical actin cytoskeleton organization. The transcript has 28 exons. Gene Ontology annotation, cellular component: cytosol. The coding region runs from base 366 to 3644 and encodes 1092 amino acids. NCBI's taxonomy places the organism in Eukaryota, Metazoa, Chordata, Mammalia, Rodentia, Cricetidae.
CGUCCGCUCGCGGUGGGGCCGGGGUUGAGGUGUUAGCGCGGCUGCGGCCGGGGCAGGGAGACCGGAGAGCAGGAGCGCACGAGCGGCCGCGGGCGCCGGCGGGGGCGGCGGGAGCACCAUGCGGAUUGGCGCCCAGCGCCCCGCAGACCCCUCGCGAAGCACAGAGGCCGGGGCGGCGCCGAGGCGGCGGGGAGCAUGAGGGCAGCCGGGGACCGGCUGGGUUCUGAGCUCUUCUAGGGAGCGGUGUGAGUGGAACGCUCGCCCGGACGCGGCAGAGGGCGGGAGCCGAGCGCCCGGGGCUGUGGGCAUUUCGGACGCGGACGCGAGGGGCCCGGAGCCAACCGGGUCUCCGGCACGCAGUCGACAUGGGCAACGCGGGGAGCAUGGACUCGCAGCAGACCGAUUUCAGGGCGCACAACGUUCCAUUGAAGCUGCCGAUGCCCGAGCCAGGUGAACUGGAGGAGCGCUUUGCCACCGUGCUGAAUGCUAUGAACCUACCUCCUGACAAAGCCAGGUUACUGCGGCAGUAUGACAAUGAGAAGAAAUGGGAGCUGAUCUGCGAUCAGGAACGAUUCCAGGUGAAGAAUCCUCCCCAUACAUACAUUCAGAAGCUCAAAGGCUACCUGGAUCCAGCUGUAACCAGGAAGAAAUUCAGAAGGCGUGUUCAAGAAUCUACGCAAGUGCUAAGAGAACUGGAAAUCUCGUUGAGAACCAACCAUAUUGGAUGGGUCAGAGAGUUUUUGAAUGAAGAAAACAAAGGCCUCGAUGUUCUUGUGGAGUAUCUAUCCUUUGCACAGUAUGCAGUCACUUUUGACUUUGAAAGUGUGGAAAGUACCGUGGAGAAUACGGCGGACAAAUCAAAGCCCUGGAGUAGGUCCAUCGAGGACCUGCACAGAGGGAACAACCUGCCCUCACCUGUGGGCAACAGUGUGUCCCGCUCUGGAAGACAUUCUGCACUUCGAUAUAACACUUUACCAAGCAGAAGAACCCUGAAAAAUUCAAGAUUAGUGAGUAAGAAAGAUGAUGUUCAUGUCUGUAUCAUGUGUUUGCGAGCCAUCAUGAAUUAUCAGUAUGGUUUCAACAUGGUCAUGUCUCAUCCACAUGCUGUCAAUGAGAUUGCACUCAGUUUGAACAACAAGAAUCCCAGAACAAAAGCUCUUGUCUUGGAGCUGUUGGCAGCCGUUUGUCUUGUCAGAGGCGGGCAUGAAAUAAUUUUGUCAGCUUUUGAUAACUUCAAGGAGGUCUGCGGAGAAAAGCAGCGUUUUGAGAAGUUGAUGGAACAUUUCAGAAAUGAAGAUAAUAACAUAGAUUUUAUGGUGGCUUCUAUGCAGUUUAUUAAUAUUGUAGUCCAUUCAGUAGAAGAUAUGAACUUCAGAGUUCACCUCCAAUAUGAAUUUACCAAGUUGAGCCUGGAUGAAUACCUGGACAAGCUGAAACACACAGAGAGUGACAAGCUGCAGGUACAAAUACAGGCUUACCUAGACAACGUGUUUGACGUGGGGGCCCUGCUGGAAGAUGCGGAAACCAAGAAUGCAGCCUUGGAGCGGGUGGAAGAACUGGAAGAAAACAUCUCUCAUCUGUCUGAAAAGCUGCAGGACACAGAGAAUGAAGCCAUGUCCAAGAUCGUAGAACUGGAAAAGCAACUCAUGCAGAGGAAUAAGGAACUGGAUGUUGUCCGGGAAAUCUACAAAGAUGCAAAUACCCAAGUUCACACAUUAAGAAAAAUGGUCAAAGAAAAGGAAGAAGCCAUUCAAAGACAGUCUACCCUGGAAAAAAAGAUUCAUGAACUGGAGAAACAAGGGACCAUUAAAAUUCAGAAGAAAGGGGAUGGGGACAUUGCCAUACUGCCAGUUGUGGCCUCUGGCACAUUGUCGGUGGGGUCAGAACUUGCAGUGGGUAACUAUGUAGGAUCAGUUACAGGGGCUACCUCCUCAGGACCCUCACUCCCUCCUCCCCCACCACUACCUCCAUCGUCAGACGUGCCCGAAGCAGCGCAAAAUGGACCAGCAUCACCACCUAUGUCACCUCCUCCUCCUCCUCCACCACCUCCACCCCCUCCUCCACCGCCCCCGCCCCCGCCCCUCCCCGGUCCUGCAGCUGAGACUGUGCCAGCUCCUCCUCUCCCACCCCCGCCUCCCUCUGCGCCCCCGCUGCCUGGGACUUCUUCACCCACAGUAGUCUUCAACUCAGGACUGGCAGAUGGGCCAAUCAAGCUUUUCUCUGUGAAAAUUAAGAAGCCGAUCAAGACGAAGUUCAGAAUGCCAGUAUUUAACUGGGUUGCUCUCAAGCCCAAUCAGAUCAAUGGCACAGUCUUCAAUGAGAUCGAUGACGAGCGGAUCCUAGAGGAUUUAAAUGUGGACGAAUUUGAGGAAAUAUUCAAAACAAAAGCCCAAGGUCCUGCCAUUGAUCUUUCAUCAAGCAAGCAGAAAAUAACACAGAAGGGAUCAAGUAAAGUGACUCUGUUAGAAGCAAAUAGAGCCAAAAACCUUGCCAUAACUUUAAGGAAAGCUGGGAAGACUGCUGACGAGAUAUGUAAAGCUAUUCACGUGUUUGACUUGAAGACACUACCGGUCGACUUUGUUGAAUGUUUGAUGAGGUUCUUGCCAACUGAGAAUGAGGUCAAAGUGCUCCGGCUCUAUGAGAGAGAGAGAAAGCCCUUGGAGAACUUGUCGGACGAAGACCGCUUCAUGAUGCAGUUCAGUAAGAUUGAGCGGCUCAUGCAAAAGAUGACCAUCAUGGCCUUCAUUGGGAACUUUGCAGAGAGUAUUCAGAUGCUGACUCCUCAACUUCAUGCAAUUAUUGCAGCAUCUGUUUCUAUCAAGUCAUCUCAAAAGCUCAAGAAAAUUCUGGAGAUCAUCUUGGCCCUUGGAAACUACAUGAAUAGCAGCAAACGAGGAGCAGUUUAUGGAUUUAAACUUCAGAGCUUAGAUCUGCUCUUAGACACGAAGUCAACAGACCGCAAACAAACACUGUUGCACUAUAUAUCAAAUGUGGUAAAAGAAAAAUAUCAGCAAGUUACUCUAUUUUAUAAUGAGCUUCAUUAUGUGGAAAAGGCUGCUGCAGUCUCCCUUGAAAAUGUUCUGUUGGAUGUCAGGGAGCUGCAGAGGGGAAUGGAUUUAACCAAGAGGGAGUAUACCAUGCAUGACCACAACACGCUGCUGAAAGACUUCAUCCUGCACAACGAGGGGAAGCUGAAGAAGCUGCAGGAUGAUGCUAGGAUUGCUCAGGAUGCCUUUGAUGAUGUGGUGAAGUAUUUUGGUGAAAACCCCAAGACAACACCACCCUCUGUGUUCUUCCCUGUCUUUGUUCGGUUUGUGAAAGCUUACAAGCAAGCAGAAGAGGAAAAUGAGCUGAGGAAAAAGCAAGAACAAGCUCUCAUGGAAAAACUGUUGGAGCAAGAAGCAUUGAUGGAGCAACAGGACCCAAAGUCUCCUUCCCAUAAAUCAAAGAGGCAGCAGCAAGAGUUAAUUGCAGAAUUAAGAAGGCGACAAGUUAAAGAUAACAGACACGUAUAUGAGGGAAAAGAUGGCGCCAUUGAAGACAUUAUCACAGUGCUGAAGACUGUGCCCUUUACUGCUCGCACGGCCAAGCGUGGGUCUCGGUUUUUCUGCGAACCUGCUCUCACUGAGGAAUACCAUUACUAAACUAUUGCUCUUUGUCACCUGAUAUUAAAAGGUUGCUAUCUUAGAAACCAACCAUAUAGACGAGCCGAUGCGGUGAGACGAAGUGUGAGGCGGCGAAUUGAUGAUCAGAACUUGCGUUCUAUUAAUGGUGCAGAAAUAACAAUGUGACCUGGAGACUAGUCUUCAUGAGAGGGUGCACGUGAAACUGCCGUGUGAACUUUUUGUGCUACCAUUUAGCUGCAGCCUUCAAUACAGAAAAAUUUCCUUAAGGGCUCAGAUUUAGUAAACGCAUAGGAAUUUAAAAAUGUGUUCUCCUUUUAACCCCUGUUAACAAGUGCCUAAAAUUGGAAGUAACUUGCUCAGAUUAAUCAAAGCAAUAGAAUUUGACUUAAGUCUUUUUACAUCAGUAUUCUACUCAGUUUUUUAACCAAAAUGUAAAUCUCAUAUUAAAUUCAUUAUUUGCCAUUGUGACUGUCCCUUAUGGCCCACCCUGGUUUCUUGGCAAUUUGUAAAUAACUGGGAUGUAUCUACUAUGGACUUCCUUUGCUGAGAAGUCUUCUAAGAAAUUGUUUGCUCGAGCCAUAUUCUUCAACUGUAUUUUUAAGGACUUGUAACAAGGGAGAAAGAAACUAGCACAGGAUAAUGUCUUUCUGUAAUUAAGCCCCAGCAAAAUACAAGAUGCAACUACAGUGCCACUGGAAGUCAGACAGUCUCAUGUUGUUUCUGUGCAAGGGUACCAUGCACAAAGGCAUUCACCUGUAUGACUGCAAAAUGGCAUAAAAGAUUGUAUAAGACUUAACUGCAGAAACUGUUCUUAAGCUAGAGGCAGCUUUUAAUAACAUAAAUAUAUUUGUUAUUUAGCACUAAAAUUAAUUACCAUUAUGGGUCAGUCCUUAGAAUAGAAAUUGGUGCCUUGUUAGUCAGGGAGAACUUACCACAAGCUCUAUCAGUAAGCAUUCAAGAUUACAUGUGGUAGUGUAAUGUUGGAACUUGGCCUUAUUCUCUUCUGACAAUCGAAGGGUCUUUUUCUUUCCUUUUGUAAACUGAAGUAUACUGAUACAGUUGACAUUAAGUUAUCAAGGCUGAAUUGCUUCUGUAUUUCUCACUUAUGAGAAUUUCCAGUUAGAUUGGAGAAAAUUAACAUUUAAAGUUUAAAUUAUAUUGAUAGGGUUAAAUGGUUAAGUCACUUAUUUUUACUUCCUCACUGACAAGGCAUUUUGAUCCAUUUCAGUCAAAGGCUGGACUGAAGCUAAAUUUUCACUUCUCAUCAUAUUCUACUUCUGGCUUACCUUGUUGGUACAUCAGUAUAUUAACUGUAAAAAUUAUUGUAUAGUAUUUAACCACUGAAUGUGUUCAUGUUUACCCCUUGGUGAAGGUCCCCUUUUUUCAUGGAUGUGUAGUUAUAUGAUCUUUUAAAAUGUACAGAUAUUUUGCUAUAAGAUUGGUGCAGUUUUUUAUGGUUUUUACACUUCUUUAAUUCCCUGGGUAAUCCUGUAAAUAUUGUUUAAAAAUGCUCAUCAGCCUAUGCUACACAAUCGGAAUGUUACUUUAACUUAUAGUUUUUUUUAAAAAUAUAUAUAUUUAACUACGAGGACAGUUUAAGAGUCAGUUACCACCUUUCACAGUAGUAGACCUAUUCACAGAUCCCUUUUAAACUGCCACCCGCUGGCACAUUCAUAAAUGUAUGUUUAAAAAGAACAUGCCAAGAUUGUUGUCUUUUUGUUGAGUCAGCAUCGGACAUUUAAUCAAACAAAUCAGCUAUUUUCCAAAGGUGUGUAUUUGCUUAAAAAAUUUCACUUCCCAGAACACAAACAGACAGUAAUGUUGGCAUAUUCUUUUGUUUAUUAAUGGUCCUGCUUCUUAGCAAUAUUAGAAAUGUUUUAUAAAAGCAAUUCAUGUUACUUUUCUGGUCUUUUCAUGCCAUUUGAGCAAAUAAACUAUUUACACUACUA